GAAUUCGCGAAGACGUCUGCUUCGAUAUUUAUGUGAACUUCAAGGUGGAAGUGUUUGCCUGGGUCAAAGUUAAAAAGUGAACUGAUUCCUGAUCGAUGGAGCCGAGCGACGAGUACCGUGCUGAAUUUUCAAGGAACGAGUCAGACAAUGAGAGCAACGAAGAGGAUUACGCACAGUCACCUGUCUUGCUGGAUCUAGACGAGAAUACGAAGCAGCAACAUCGACAUCGGCAGAAUCAGCAUCAAGAUCGACAUCAACAACAGCAGCCUCAUCAAUCUCAUCUUCAGCAUGAGAGACACCAUCGUCGUGUAUCAACAACGGAACGUGAUCAAGCAUCUGGUGCGUCCGCUGCCGUACCUGCUCUAGAUGAGUCAGUAGGUUCAGUUCGUCGACAAUCUUUAAGAAAAAGAUGGCAGGAUGCAGCACUUGAACAACAAUCUCAGACUCACGAUGGAGUCCUGGUAAUAAGGGUACCGGAACCUGAAGUAGUUGGGCCACAUCCACAUCUGGAAAUGCUUCACGAGACUAAUAUAAAGCCUGUCCAAAGAGAACCUUCACAGACUGAGAAAGGUGAGCUGCGAGAAUCCGGAGGUACGACGACCACCGGUACAACCAAUAUGGCCAACGUGGACUCUUACGUUUUUGCAAGAACUUGCAACCUCGUGGGAUGCAAUGGCCAUAAUCAUCGGAUGGAGAAAUGCUUGUUUUAUGAAACUGAUUACAAGAAGUCUGCGUGCGAUCGCGAACGAACGCGCAUGCGCGACAUGAAUCGCGCAUUCGAACUUUUACGCUCGAAGCUUCCAAUCUGCAAACCACCCGGCAAGAAACUUUCGAAAAUCGAAUCGCUCAGGCACGCCAUUACGUAUAUAAGACAUCUACAGAGUUUGCUGGAACCACAGUACAAUUAUGUUCCUGGGAUGGCCGAUAGAGCGAGCUACUAUGGAUCUCCUUCUGGUACAAGCUCACUGACUGGUCUCGGUAUACCUCAUGAACCUCAAUGGGAACCUUUUGAGUACUAUCGGUACGAUUAUCAUGCGCAACUGGCUCCAGCCCUCUCGUUACAGCACACCCAAGCUCAAAUAAUACCACAGCCACCACCUUUACCACCUCCACCACUUCCACCACUACCACCUAUAGUUCCAUUACCUCCUGGAAAUACCCCUUCGUCAAUGUCAACUUCUUCUUCGACACCAAAUUCUCCAGCAGCAUCAUCUUACUGAUCUGAUUAUCAGAUAUUAUUUACCUACUAGAUUACUGUCAAUGUAUUAAGCAAUGAUAAUGUUAAAUGGAUAUCUCAGGAACAUAAGGAGGCUCGCAACACACACUUUUUAUUGUUAAUCUUCGUUUUAAUUGAAUUGUGAAGUUUGUAAAGAAGAAAUAUAUUUUUAUGUUUAGCAACUGUAAA
Cephus cinctus (wheat stem sawfly) is the source of this 1405-nucleotide messenger RNA. RefSeq names its product bromodomain-containing protein 4 (gene sage). Bases 96 to 1220 code for a protein of 374 amino acids. The record is from RefSeq and is a predicted model, not a curated record. Gene Ontology annotation, cellular component: nucleus. The transcript is spliced from 4 exons. NCBI's taxonomy places the organism in Eukaryota, Metazoa, Arthropoda, Insecta, Hymenoptera, Cephidae. Gene Ontology annotation, molecular function: protein dimerization activity; DNA-binding transcription factor activity, RNA polymerase II-specific; RNA polymerase II cis-regulatory region sequence-specific DNA binding. Gene Ontology annotation, biological process: mesoderm formation; regulation of transcription by RNA polymerase II.